AUGGUUUAUCCGUUAGUAAAAAUAUAUUUCGGCUAUUCGCUGGCACUUGGAAUUACUUCGCGGAAACUAGCCAACCAAAGGUUCUACAGUACAUUAUUUUCCCGGACUUAUGCCCUAGUUGCAAAUAUCAUAACGCUUACAGUGCUGCCAUUUGUAAUGUGGCAAGUCCGCUUGGUUUUCGAGACAAAAAUGCACUUUCCGCAGCUCAUUUUGAUUACCUAUAAUGUGAGAUAUCUGGUUUCGUAUGUGGUAAUAUCAUAUACAGUCCUAUCGCGUGGAUUUCGAGAUACAGCUUUUAACGAAAUGCAACCAUUGCUGCAAAGAUUACUUCAGGAGGAAAAGGGAGGUAGAUGUACCCGAUGUGGACGGAAAUCCUUAAUAGUUCUUAUAUAUGUCAAGUUCUUCACCAUAACGUGGUUGUGCCUUACGGAAACCAUAUUUCUCUUUUAUUCGAAUGAGCCUAUGAAUAUAGUCAAUAUAGCCAGAUUUAUUUUCCUGACUAAUGCCACGAGCAUUCUGAAUAUGGUGCCAAUGGGUUACUUCCUUGCAUUGUGGCAUAUUGCUCGAGGCUUUGAUAAUAUGAACCAACGUUUGGAUAAGAUUAUAACAUCAAAAUCUUCUAAACAUUUGAAAGAGCUGCAGGAUCUAUGGUUACUUCACACCGAUCUCACCAAAACAGCCUUAAGAAUAAAUAAGAUCUAUGGCCCCCAGAUGUUGGCCUCCCGCUUUGAUAACUUUAUAAUUGGCGUAAUACAAGCCUAUUGGGGAGCCUUUUUUACCUUUCGUGUAUCCACUCCUAUUUUUUGGAUAGUGUACGGAAGUGUUCAAUAUCAAAUCCGUGCACUAGACUAUUUUCUCAACGAUUACUUGGCCGAUUUGGUCGUGGAGUACCAGAGGUCAGCCAAGCAUUCCUGGAGUGAAAUUCACUGGACGAAAGAGACAAGUUCCUAUGUGAUCUACGCCAAUAGUUUGAAGUUAGAGCUGCGGACUUGUGGACUUUUUCCAGCGAAUCGCAGUAUGUGGUUCGAUAUGGUCAGCGGCAUUUGGUAUUAUAUUUUAGUGCUCCUGCAGUUUCAUUUCAUUAUGGAGAAAUAA
Messenger RNA from Drosophila suzukii, 1095 nucleotides. RefSeq names its product Gustatory receptor 59b (gene Gr59b). Gene Ontology annotation, biological process: sensory perception of taste. The record is from RefSeq and is a predicted model, not a curated record. NCBI's taxonomy places the organism in Eukaryota, Metazoa, Arthropoda, Insecta, Diptera, Drosophilidae. Gene Ontology annotation, cellular component: membrane.